AUGGCGCUGGAAGCAUCCAGCAGUUAUGUUGCUCCGAGCAACUUAAUGGAGCAAUCGAGCUCUUCCCUCCCAAUGUUUGACGUUGAACAGGUGCAGUUGGCUUUCUCGGUCGCCGCGGACUUUGUUGCAGCACAGGUCGCCAAUAAUGUCCUUGUGCUGGCAUUGUCGACGAACCGCAUUCUCAGAAUUGAUCUUGACUCCCCAGAAGAUGUCGAAGACAUCGAUCUCCCAAAGAAAUCCUCCGAAGUUGGAGUCAUCAGACGCAUGUUCCUCGAUCCCUCGGCGUCUCAUCUUAUCAUUACCACAACCCUGGGCGAAAACUACUAUCUCCAUGCGCAGUCACCAGCGCGACAACCCAAGCUAUUGUCCCGUUUAAAGAACGUUUCAAUUGAAAGCAUUGCUUGGAACCCUUCUUUGCCUACCGCCUCCACUCGCGAGAUUCUUAUCGGCGCCACCGAUGGAAACGUCUACGAAACCUACAUUGACCCAUCCAGUUACCGACUGGAAAAGUACCAUGCGCCGGUCUUUCAGGUCCCCGGUGCUUCUCCGGUAGUUGGAAUCUCCGUGGAACCGGUGUUAUCUCGGCCCGAUCAGAAAAGGGUGCUUGUAGCGACAUACGGCAAGCUGUUGCAAUUCAUUGGCCGAGCAGCAGUUUCAAAGCAUGGGGGUGGUGGCUCUGUGUACUCUGAGCUAUUCCAGCGCGAGACCCCGUCAAUUCACGAAUUGCAACAGCCGUCUGAAUCUGCGCCAUCCUCACUGGUGGUGUCUCCCCCAACUUCGGGAGGCUCUCAGGUAGACGGGUCUACCCCCAAGGAGUUUGCGUGGCUCAGCUCCGAGGGAAUCUACCAUGGACAGCUCGCAACAGAGUCUCCAUUCAAGACUGCAAGUCUGCUUCCGCGCUCGGUGUUUCCGCCGUCAGAAUCACCACGCGGCGGCCGCAAACUGAUACAGGACCCUAUCUCUGCAAUGACGCUUUCGCAGUGGCACAUCUUGGCUCUUGUCGGAGGCAAGGUGGUUGCUGUCAACCGUCUUAGCCAAGAGAUUGUUCAUAAUCAAUCAGUGUUGGAACCAGGUCAGAGCGCCCUGGGACUGCUAACUGAUCUAACCAAGAACACAUAUUGGCUUUUCACAAGUCAGGCCAUCUAUGAGGUUGUAGCAGGUGAGGAAGACCGGGAUAUUUGGAAGAUCUUCUUGAAAGAGCAGAAUUUUGAUGAUGCUCUUGAAUAUGCCCGAGGCGCUUCCCAACGAGAUGCUGUGAUGACUGCAUGGGGUGACUCAUUGGCAAGCAAAGGUCAUUUUGUUGAGGCAGCCAAGGUAUGGGGCAAGAGCAGCAAAGGCUUCGAGGAAGUCUGCCUUACGAUGAUCGACAAUAAAGAGCAUGAUGCGCUGCGAAAUUACCUCCUCUCCCAGCUGGCAACAUACAAGAAGGCGUCCCUAAUGCAGAGAAUAAUGGUCGCAAGCUGGCUUGUGGAAUUAUUCAUGUCCAAGUUGAACUCUCUUGACGACAAUAUUGCUACCAAAGCCGAGCUUGCGGGGAGCACAAGUACCGGAGAAAUCAAGGACCAGCUUGGUGAUAUCAGAGCUGACUUCCAAGACUUUGUCAACAGCCACAAAGCGGACUUGGACAAGAAGACAGUAUAUGAUAUCAUCAGUAGUCACGGGCGUGAGGAAGAGCUGCUGUUCUUUGCAACUGCCACAAGUGAUCACAACUAUGUUCUGUCAUAUUGGAUCCAACGUGAAAAAUGGCUGGAAGCUUUGAAGGUCCUACAGCGGCAAAGCGAUCCUGAUGUGUUCUACAAGUACAGCAGCGUACUCAUGACACACAAGCCUACCGAUCUAGUCGAUAUCUUGAUGCGGCAGACAAACUUGGAUCCUGAACGCCUCAUACCCGCGUUGCUGAACUAUAACAAAUCUGCCAGCGUCUCUUCACUCAGCCAGAAUCAAGCCGUUCGGUAUCUCAACUUCAUAAUUGUCAACCAUCCCAAUCCAGCAGCAGCAGUCCACAAUACCCUUAUCUCCAUACAUGCCUUCAGCCCCUCAACGUCCGAGGCCGGGCUUCUCACUUAUCUCCAAUCGCAACCUGCCUCGCCUCCUCCAUACGAUGCGGACUUUGCGCUGAGACUUUGCAUUCAAAAUCAAAGAGUUCAGUCCUGCAUCCACAUCUACAGCACGAUGGGCCAAUACCUACAAGCUGUAGCGCUAGCGUUAGAGCAUAACGACAUUGAUCUUGCAGCAAUUGUUGCGGACCGCCCAGAAGGCAAUGACAAGCUUCGCAAGAAGCUUUGGCUUCUCGUCGCGGAGAAGAAGAUCCGCCAACCAGGCACUGGCAUCAAAGACGCCAUUGAGUUCCUGCGUCGCUGUGAGCUCCUCCGUAUCGAGGAUUUGAUUCCCUUCUUUCCUGAUUUCGUUGUUAUCGAUGACUUCAAGGAUGAGAUCUGCACUGCUUUGGAAGACUACUCGCGCCACAUUGAUGCUCUCCGCCAAGAGAUGGAUAAUUCUGCUCUGACAGCUCGUCAAAUCCGCGGCGAGAUCUCUGGCCUUGACACACGUUACGCCAUUGUUGAACCAGGUGAAAAGUGCUGGAUAUGCUCAUUGCCGGUUCUCAGCCGUCAAUUCUUCGUAUUCCCCUGUCAGCAUGCUUUCCACAGCGACUGUCUGGGUAGAGAAGUUUUGGAUGGUGCUGGCGGUAAGAAAAAGUACAUCCGGGAUCUACAGGCACAACUCAGCAAUGGUGAUAUCCCUUCAUCGCGCCGAGAGGAUAUUGUGAAGGAGCUAGAUGGAUUGGUCGCUGAAGCUUGCAUUCUCUGUGGUGACCAUGCCAUCAAGCAAAUUGACAAGCCUUUCAUCACCGAGUCGGAAACUGCCGAGGAUUGGGCUCUUUGA
Messenger RNA from Penicillium brevicompactum, 2883 nucleotides. RefSeq names its product vacuolar protein sorting protein DigA. Gene Ontology annotation, cellular component: endosome; HOPS complex. Gene Ontology annotation, molecular function: protein binding; protein-macromolecule adaptor activity. Bases 1 to 2883 code for a protein of 960 amino acids. Gene Ontology annotation, biological process: intracellular protein transport; organelle fusion; vesicle-mediated transport. The transcript has 3 exons. The record is from RefSeq and is a predicted model, not a curated record. NCBI's taxonomy places the organism in Eukaryota, Fungi, Ascomycota, Eurotiomycetes, Eurotiales, Aspergillaceae.